AUGGAGCUUCCAAAAGCCAUAAAAAAUUUUGAGCUUCCAGCAGCUGUGAAAAACUUGGAACUUCCUGACGCAGUAAAAAAUUUUGAGUUGCCCGCUGCAGUAAAAAAUAUUGAACUUCCUGAAGCUGUUAAGAAUAUUGAUAUAUCUAACGCUGUCAAAAAUGUUCCUAAUACUGUUAAAAACAUGGAACUUCCUAAUGCUAUCAAAAACAUUGAAAUUCCUGAUGCUGUUAAAAAUAUUGAUAUAACUAAUGCUGUUAAAAAUAUUCCUAAUGUCAACACAACAUUUGCAUCAAGUGCCAUGACUAGUGUUGCAUCAUUGUCAAAAACAUUUCAACAAAAAGUAGAAGAAACAACAAGAAAUAUUCAACAACAACAUGAAGAAUUUGUUAAACAAAUCAAAGAGGAAACACUUGUACCAAAAUCUGGAACUGAGGCUGUUGCACCAUGGGUUGGACUUCCAAAUGAAGAUGAAUUAAAAGAACAAAUUUUAGCUUUAUCACAAGAUAAAAGAAAUUUUACAAUUCCACCACCAGAAAAUACAAAUUUUCAAUUUGAUAUGCAUGUAUAUUUUCAAACCGCAAUGGCAACAUUAAAAUCUGAUCCAAAUCUUAAUCGUAUGAGAUUUGAGUUGGUUCCAGCUCAAGUUCAAGAGCCAACAUUUUGGAGAAAUUAUUUUUAUCGUGUUUCUCUUGUUAAACAAACUGCACUUGGAUCAAUUGAUUCUGUUGCAUUAGAAAAUCAAGUUUAUUCAAAAGUUAAUGAAAUAGAAACAAAUGAAAAUGGCGCAUCGAAAAACGAUAAUAAAAAGGUUGGAUUUUUGGGAUUAUCGAGCUUUUGGAAUAUUGUUUCAGGUACACCACACGCGCAAAACAAAUUUUUUACCAAAAACUGGAUGGAUGAUCUUGCUUCAGCUGUUGGUGACGAAGAAGUGCCUGAAAAUUGGGAAGAACAAAUGAAAGAACAUUUAUCUUCUACAUAA
Entrophospora candida is the source of this 981-nucleotide messenger RNA. The record is from the annotation of a GenBank genome assembly. Lineage: Eukaryota; Fungi; Glomeromycota; Glomeromycetes; Entrophosporales; Entrophosporaceae.